GAUACCAUAUUGACUCCUGAGAUUGUGGUACCCCACGUGGGUAACCUGCGGAAUGAUAUAAUUGAGGAAGUGCAUAGCACCAAGUACGGGGGACACCUGGGUAUCAAGAAAACCCGGUGGGCCUUAAGUGAUGUGUACUGGUGGCCUGGAUUGGGGACUGAGGUCCAACAAUUCGUGUCGCGUUGUGAUGCAUGCGCACGCAACAAGUCAGACACGAAAAAGCCUGGUGGUUUGCUUCAACCACUGGAGAUUCCAGACGAACCUUGGGAGAGUGUCUCACUGGAUUUCAUCACAGACCUCCCAAAAACACGCGACGGUCAUACUGCGAUCUUGGUCUUUGUGGAUCGAUUGACCAAAAUGGUGCACUUCGUUGCUACUACAACAGACGUAUCUGCGGAAGAUACGGCCAAGUUGUUUGUAGCACACGUGUUCCGCUUACACAGGUUGCUG
Messenger RNA from Closterium sp. NIES-67, 450 nucleotides. The record is from the annotation of a GenBank genome assembly. Lineage: Eukaryota; Viridiplantae; Streptophyta; Zygnematophyceae; Desmidiales; Closteriaceae.